This is a messenger RNA of Vigna angularis (adzuki bean), 1584 nucleotides long. RefSeq names its product pectin acetylesterase 8. The record is from RefSeq and is a predicted model, not a curated record. The coding region runs from base 185 to 1384 and encodes 399 amino acids. The transcript is spliced from 13 exons. NCBI's taxonomy places the organism in Eukaryota, Viridiplantae, Streptophyta, Magnoliopsida, Fabales, Fabaceae. Gene Ontology annotation, cellular component: plant-type cell wall. Gene Ontology annotation, biological process: cell wall organization. Gene Ontology annotation, molecular function: pectin acetylesterase activity.
AAAAUGCAUCUUUCCCAAAUCUCCUUAACCAUUGCCUAUCUCAGCAAGUCACCAAUUAUGUCUCCCCGUCCACCAUUUUAUAAGCCACCACCCUCAGCUCAGUUUCACUCACUCACUCACUUCAUACCACACCACCUUUCCUCCUUUUCAGGUUUACCUUUUUCUUUUGGUUGGAUUUUGCUGAAUGGAGAGUGGAAGAAUGAUCCACUGGUUAAAUCUUGUAGCCUGUGUACUGCUACUGCUUAAGGCAGAAGGAUCUUUGGUUCCAUUGACUUUGGUCGAAAAUGCACUGUCGAAAGGAGCUGUUUGUUUGGAUGGAAGUCCCCCAGCUUACCACUUUGAUAAGGGAGCUGGAGAAGGGGUUAACAACUGGAUUGUCCACAUGGAGGGAGGAGGAUGGUGCAAAGAUGCCGACGAUUGCCUUGGCCGUAAGGACACUCGCUUAGGUUCAUCUAACCAAAUGGUUGAGGAUCUUUACUUUUCUGGAAUUUUAGGCAACGAGCGAGAGUAUAAUCCUGAUUUCUACAACUGGAAUAGAGUCAAGAUUAGGUACUGUGAUGGGUCAUCGUUCACUGGUGAUGUGGAAGAAGUUGAUCCAACAAACAAAUUGUACUUCAGAGGAGCAAGGAUUUUUUCAGCUGUAAUGGAUGAUUUAUUAGCAAAAGGAAUGGACAAGGCUGAAAAUGCUAUUCUCUCCGGCUGUUCAGCUGGAGGAUUGACUACCAUAUUACACUGUGACAAUUUUAAAUCUCUGUUACCUUCUGGAGCUAAUGUAAAAUGUGUUCCAGAUGCUGGUUUUUUUAUCAAUGUAGAGGACAUCUCAGGAACACGUUUCAUUGAAGACUAUUACAGUAAAGUUGUGUCGACACAUGGCUCGACAAAGAAUUUGCCCUCAUCUUGCACUUCAAAACUCAGCCCAGGACUGUGCUUUUUCCCAGAAUAUGUGCUAUCACAUAUCAGUACCCCAAUCUUCAUUGUAAAUUCAGCCUAUGACUCAUGGCAGAUUCGGAACAUCUUGGCACCUGGCGCUGCUGAUCCAAGUGACAGUUGGCAUAGCUGCAAGCUUGAUUUAAGCAAAUGCUCACAUGAUCAACUAAGUAUAGUGCAAGGCUUCAAGAAGGAAUUCGAGAAGGCAGUGAGUGUGGUUGGAGACUCUUCAUCUAGAGGAAUGUUUAUAGACUCUUGCUUUGAUCACUGUCAAACAGAAUCACAGGAAACAUGGUUUAAAAGUGACUCACCACAUCUUGCCAAUACAACAAUUGCAAAAGCAGUAGGGGACUGGUUUUAUGGUCGAGGUUCUUUCGAUCAAAUAGAUUGCAACUAUCCUUGCAACCCCACUUGUCAGAACCUUGUUUCUGAUCUAAAAGACCACCCUGGAAUAUAGAUUUCUUCCAUCAUUCCUAUACACAAUUAUUAGUUAAAUGGUUAUUGUAUGAGAGUUUAAGGUUUCCAAGUUUCAUAGUUUGCAAAAUAAGAAAAGGCCACCAUUACCCUGAGAUUGUGCACUGGGUGCCCUCAAUCUUUAAUGUUGUAAUUUCUGUAAUCUUAAUCAAAUGGCACAUUCUGUGCUUUUACUUGUGUCUA